GAAUGUGUGAUAGGCUGGCGUGCAAUGUGCAGUUUAGUUAAACGCUAGCUAUCGUUGUCCAGAUGAAAUAUUACUAUAGCUAAUAAAUUCGUGGUCUGAUAGCAAGUAUCGAAAUACUAUAGAGCUAACGUUUGCUAGACGACUUUUCUUUCGCUUGGAAUUGAAAUAUCUGUUUUGGCUCGCUUGUUAGCUAACGAUACCGAGUUGGCUAACCCGUGCAUCAGUGGGCAAAACAGAGAGCCGAGUUGCUAGAUUGGGGUUUGGCAUCAACUUGACCAAUAUUCAGCAAUACACGACGUGAGAGAAGUCAUUGCUAGUUUUUUAACCGUCGUAACUAAGAAUUUGAAUAUGGAUGCUGCCAGACUAAAGUUGGCAAAGGACUCGAAGCUUCAAAGGCCGGUGUCUGAAAACAAGCGUACCAGUGAUGGGCCAAAGCGUGUUCCAGUGUCCCAGUCGUCCAGUGGUCACAAGCCUGCGGCCUACGCCACGCCAGCCCAGCGCGUUCUAGGGCCGUCAAAUGGACCACAGCGUAUCCAGCGACCCAUGACCCAACAGAAGCCGGAGACCACAGUCCUACGCACCAUCAAGACCACAGAACCGCAAGCUGGUGACCAGAACGUGAAUGCUGUUCAACCCCAGCCUAAACCUCAGUCUCAAAUCCAGAGCCUCAAAUCUGUUAAAGGUCCACCUCAAACCCAGACCCCCAAACCUGUUCAGACCCCCAGCCAGUCAAGGGUUCAGACCCUAACCCAGAGCCAGCCAAAGAACCAGACCAAUGCUUCGACUCCUGCAAGUUCUGAGCCAGCCAGAGCCACCGACCAAUCCAAGCAGGAAAAGCCACAAAAUAAACCUACCAAGACUGAAUCCUCAACUGCUUCUUCAAAGAAACGCUGGGCCCUGGAGAACUUUGACAUCGGUCGUCCCUUGGGGAAGGGUAAGUUUGGCAACGUGUACCUGGCCAGGGAGCGCCAGACCAUGUUCAUCCUGGCUCUCAAGGUGCUCUUCAAGAAGCAGCUGGAGAAGGCCGGAGUGGAGCACCAACUACGGAGGGAAGUGGAGAUCCAGUCACAUCUCAGGCACCCCAAUAUCCUGCGUCUCUAUGGUUACUUCCACGACACGGCUCGCGUUUACCUCAUCCUGGAGUUUGCUCCUAAAGGAGAGUUGUACAGUGAGCUCCAACGAUGUGGAAGCUUUACUGAACAAAGGAGUGCCACAUACAUUAUGGAGCUGGCAGAUGCCCUGAACUACUGCCACUCUAAGAAAGUGAUCCACCGGGACAUCAAGCCUGAGAACCUGCUGCUGGGGGCCAACGGGGAGCUGAAGAUAGCAGACUUUGGCUGGUCGGUGCACACACCCUCCUCAAGGAGGUCGACUCUGUGUGGGACUCUGGACUACCUGCCUCCAGAGAUGAUUGAGGGCAGAACCCACGAUGAGAAGGUGGAUCUGUGGAGCCUGGGGGUGCUCUGCUAUGAGUUCCUGGUGGGACGCCCUCCCUUUGAGACCAAGAACAAUGAGGACACCUACCGCAAGAUCUCACGGGUGGAGUUCACUUACCCGGCCCACGUCAGCGCCGGCAGCAGAGAUCUGAUAGACACGCUGCUCAAGCACAACCCCCUCCACAGGCUCCCUAUCCAGGGUGUCCUGACCCACCCCUGGGUGGUGGGGAACUCUACCAAGACACCCACCGCCAUGUCUCACAGCCCAGAGCAAAGCAAAUGAGGACCGCUGCCAGGUGUUUCAGAAAUCCUGGUUGGCGGUUUCCCAGCUCCUACACAAUCCUGAGGCCAUGGUCGCGUUCAUUAAAAGGCACGUAACGAAAGUGAUCCUUAUUGGACUGCUUCAGUCCAUUUUAUUUUAUUUAGUUUGUCUAAUGAACACGACACAUGCUUAAUGCUUGACUAUACUGCUCACUAUGCUAUGGAUUACUUGGCUCUCUUCUCUGCUAUGAAUGUGUUGUCAUCUGGCAUCUUGAUGCCCUUCUGUAAUUUGUGGCCUUUUGACUAUUCUAUGGCAUUUUAUAUUUGUAAAUAUUUCACUGUUUUGUUAGUAAAAUUAUGAAUUUUAUGGAAUUCACUGUCAUUACUUGAAUAAAUAUGUUGGAUUGAAAUGUUGUAGCAGUGUUUAUGAGGGAUAGGAAGUUGUCAUUCUGAACUUGUGACAAAGCCUCUAUCAAAAUGUGCAACGUUUUUAUUUUUUUACUUUAAGGUAGCCUUAUCUAAUGCACAGGUUAUCUGGAUGACUACAGUACAUAUUUAAGUUUACUUCUCAAAUAAUCAUUCAAUAAAAGUACAGUAGCCAGGGUGCUUUUCAUCGGUUAUGGAAACGCCCUUCAUUGCAACUAGAUGGCGUACCUCUCAUUCUAAUGAAGCAGCGAUUCAUCAACAUGUUGACUGAUCCGGAGAAAUAAAGAAUUUGAUUUAACUUCA
Molecule: messenger RNA, 2426 nt
Organism: Coregonus clupeaformis (lake whitefish)
Lineage: Eukaryota; Metazoa; Chordata; Actinopteri; Salmoniformes; Salmonidae
Gene: aurka
Product: aurora kinase A
Exons: 9
Coding region: 349-1719 (456 amino acids)
Biological process (GO): protein phosphorylation; regulation of cytokinesis; mitotic spindle organization
Cellular component (GO): chromosome passenger complex; spindle pole centrosome; spindle midzone
Molecular function (GO): ATP binding; protein kinase activity
Source: RefSeq, a predicted model, not a curated record